Molecule: messenger RNA, 1788 nt
Organism: Myxocyprinus asiaticus (Chinese sucker)
Lineage: Eukaryota; Metazoa; Chordata; Actinopteri; Cypriniformes; Catostomidae
Product: glucoside xylosyltransferase 2-like
Exons: 7
Coding region: 159-1493 (444 amino acids)
Biological process (GO): protein O-linked glycosylation via N-acetylgalactosamine
Molecular function (GO): UDP-xylosyltransferase activity
Source: RefSeq, a predicted model, not a curated record
UUUACAUGUCUGAUAUCGGCGCUAAGCCGAGAGAGCUUCGUUUUCAUCAUCACAGUAGCGCAAAUGAUGAAAUAUGGCUUAACACUACAAAUAUAUGCUCAUGUUUUAACCAGAGCCAUGGUUAAAACAUUUCCACACGAACGGAAUACUUUUUCACCAUGAGAAUUCACUGCAAGAUUGUGGCGAUCGCGAUAUGUUUCGGGGUUUUCCUACUUUUGUACUUUUUCGGGGGAAACGCUGCGGACGAGCCGCCGUUGAAAGAAGUUGCGAAAGAAAAACAUUUCUCAUUCUCUCGUGACAUCGAGGACAUCGCACCGGUGAAAGAGGCUAAACAAACCCAUGAAGAGCCGCAAAUACCACCGAAACCAAUCCGCAAAACUGACCGCAGAGAGCCAAAGUUGAGCAGCAGAGGAGGGAAUGUCAGCGCGAAGACUGGGCAGAAGAGUGAGAUGGGGCGGCCCGGGUCAAAGGUCACCCGAGCAGAAGAUGUCAUGCACCUGGCGGUGGUGGCUUGUGGGAACCGUCUAGAUGAAACGCUGACCAUGGUGAAGUCUGCACUGCUCUUCAGCAUAAAGAAGAUCAAGUUUCACAUCUUUGCAGAGGAGGACUUGGCCGAACAGUUUGAAAAAGGGUUCAGUCAGUGGCCUCAGACGGUGUCCUCCAAGUUUCACUACACCAUAUAUCCAAUCACCUUCUCUGUGGGGAAUGCCGAUGAAUGGAAGAAGCUCUUCAAGCCAUGUGCUGCCCAGAGGCUGUUUCUUCCUGUUAUCCUGAAGGAUGUGGACUCGCUGUUGUACGUAGACACAGAUGUUCUCUUUCUCCGGCCUAUAGAUGACAUCUGGAAGUUUCUGAAGGCUUUUAACAGCACUCAGCUAGCUGCCAUGGCCCCUGAACACGAGAUCCCCAAGAUCGGCUGGUAUAGUCGCUUUGCACGACACCCCUUUUAUGGAGUGACAGGGGUCAAUUCCGGUGUCAUGCUAAUGAACCUCACACGGAUUCGUAGCACUCUGUUCAGGAACAGCAUGAUUGCCAGCGGCCUGUCUUGGGAAAAUCUGCUUCACCCGCUCUAUCAGAAAUACAAGAACCACAUCACAUGGGGAGACCAAGACCUCCUCAACAUCAUCUUCCAUUACAAUCCAGAGUGUCUUUACAUAUUUCCAUGUCAGUGGAACUACAGGCCAGAUCACUGCAUGUAUGGAAGCAACUGCAAGGCAGCGGAGGAGGAAGGGGUCUCCAUUCUUCAUGGUAACCGUGGAGUGUACCAUAAUGACAAACAGCCCGCCUUCAGAGUGGUGUACGAUGCCAUAUAUGAAUAUCCAUUCGAAGAGAACAUGUUCCAGUCUUUGUUUUACCCUCUUCAGACCAAGUUCCUCGACACAGUUAACACCCUGUGCGGAAGAAUUCCACAGGUGUUCCUCAAACAAAUAGAAAAGACCAUGAGAGCUGCUUAUGAGAGAAAAGUGGUCCGCCAUGUCCGACUUCCACAUGAGUAAUGAGUCUUGACUGUUCUGAGAGUACUUUUUUCAACAUCAUAAGGAAAAAUCUCUACCUGCUGCUUGGGUCAGAGUGGUUCUUAAAUGGAUGGCAUUCAGUGCCAAAGGCAAGCUACAUGUGGAACAUCUGCCUUUGCCUGCAGUUCACAAGCCAGAGGAGUUUGGAAUAUUGGAAACAAAUUCCGUUUCGAGCAGCAGUUUGACUCCUGAGGUUUGGGUUGGCUUGGAAUUGCUCAGUGAUUGGAUGCAGAAAUGUUGAAGGAAUAUCUGUGGAAUAAAUUAUAUAUAAAAUCCA